UUUGAGAGGAAGCUUGUGUUGUUUUGAGUUUCGACGAAAAUGUCUUCUCUCGGGUUGUUCGUGUCGAUGAGUAUGGUUUUCGUGUUAAUGACUGGGGUCCAUUGCUGGAGCAAAGAAGGGCACAUCAUGACUUGUCAAAUUGCACAGUCCCUACUGAAGCCAGAGGCGGCCGAAGUCGUCCGGCAUUUAUUACCGCCAUAUGCCAACGGCGACCUCUCGUCGCUCUGCACAUGGCCUGACCAAAUCCGGCACUGGCACAAGUAUCAGUGGACGAGCUCGCUCCACUUCAUCGACACGCCGGACAAUGAUUGCAGCUUCGAUUAUGCUAGGGAUUGCCAUGAUCCACAUGGCAAGAAGAACAUGUGUGUUGCUGGUGCCAUCCAAAACUUCACUUCUCAGCUCUUGCAUUACAAAGGGGGAACUGCAGAUCGAAGAUAUAACAUGACAGAAGCAUUGCUGUUCUUGUCACACUUCAUGGGAGAUAUUCAUCAGCCGAUGCACAUUGGGUUCACGAGCGACAAAGGAGGGAACUCGAUCGAGUUGCGCUGGUUCAGGCACAAAUCUAAUCUUCAUCAUGUAUGGGAUAGGGAGAUCAUUUUGACUGCAGAAGCAGAUUAUUAUGAGAAGGACAUGAGCCUCCUCCUUCAAGACAUUGAGGCCAACUUCACUGAUGGGGCUUGGUCAGAUGACACUUCGUCGUGGACCGACUGUGAAGACCUCGACUCAUGUCCGACCAAGUACGCAGCCGAGAGCAUAGCCAUCGCCUGCAAAUAUGGUUACAAAGGUGUCAAGUCCGGCGUCACUCUUGCAGAUGACUACUUCAACUCGAGGAUGCCGAUCGUCAUGAAAAGAGUCGCUCAAGGCGGAGUCCGAUUGGCGAUGUUUCUGAAUCGGGUUCUUGCUGAUGAUGACCAAGAGGAAGACGGGUUUGCAUCACCGACAUAGGCACCUCAUUUCUCAUGAUACGAAAAACAUUGACCAAGAAUAAGAACAACUAAUUCAAUUGGAUUAGAAAGAAAUGCCCAUUACAUUGAUAUUUAAGUAUUUAAUCACGAAUUAUCUUCUAAACCGCCCAAGUAAUUAGUUAUAUGAAAGAGACAUGAUUAGAGCCAAAUGAAGACAUGUCCCCUCACGUGGCAACGCCAUGAACUAAUGUUCCAAAUUCUUUGGAAGUUAAUGAUGUCUUAUUUAUGUAAUUUCUAUAAUUAUUUCAGAAGAUGCGUAGCCCUUGAUCCUUGUAUAUGGUCUGAACUGUAUUUCAUUCAAUAAAGCAAAUGGUCCUUAAUUUA
Syzygium oleosum is the source of this 1289-nucleotide messenger RNA. Its product is annotated as endonuclease 1. Gene Ontology annotation, molecular function: nucleic acid binding; endonuclease activity. The record is from RefSeq and is a predicted model, not a curated record. Gene Ontology annotation, biological process: DNA catabolic process. The transcript is spliced from 8 exons. Bases 40 to 945 code for a protein of 301 amino acids. Lineage: Eukaryota; Viridiplantae; Streptophyta; Magnoliopsida; Myrtales; Myrtaceae.